Pyrgilauda ruficollis (rufous-necked snowfinch) is the source of this 4016-nucleotide messenger RNA. It is a transcript of the gene HELLS, whose product is annotated as helicase, lymphoid specific. Gene Ontology annotation, biological process: DNA methylation-dependent constitutive heterochromatin formation; lymphocyte proliferation; negative regulation of gene expression via chromosomal CpG island methylation. NCBI's taxonomy places the organism in Eukaryota, Metazoa, Chordata, Aves, Passeriformes, Passeridae. Gene Ontology annotation, molecular function: ATP-dependent chromatin remodeler activity; chromatin binding; ATP binding. The coding region runs from base 123 to 2762 and encodes 879 amino acids. Gene Ontology annotation, cellular component: nucleus; pericentric heterochromatin. The record is from RefSeq and is a predicted model, not a curated record. The transcript is spliced from 22 exons.
GCCGAGCGGGCGGCCUCGCGAGAACAGCGCCACCUCUCGCGCGGCUUGGGCAGCGCGCGGUUUUUGUUCUCGCGAGGCGGGCGGUGAGGCGGCGCGCGCGGGAGUGAGGCCGCGGCGGGGCAAUGCCCGCUCGCAACUCGGGCAGCGGCAGCGGUGAGGGGCGGCCGGGGGCACGGCCGGGGGCACCGCGAGUAACCGUGCCUAACCGCCCGUUAAUCGUUGCAGAACCGCUGGGAGCCGAGAUGGGGGAGCAGGCAGAAGCGGUGGUGAUCACGCCGGCCAUGCUGAAGGAAGAGGAGCAGCUGGAGGCGGCGGGGCUGGAGCAGGAGCGGCAGAUGCUGGAGAAGGCUCGCUCUUCUUGGGAUAGGGAAUCAAGUGAAAUGCGCUAUAAGAGGCUUCAACAUUUGCUUGAAAAAAGCAACAUCUAUUCCAAAUUCUUGCUAACCAAAAUGGAACAGCAGCAGCUAGAGGAGCAGAGGAGGAAAGAGAAGUUAGAAAGAAAGAGAGAGAUGAUGUUAAAGUCUGCCAAGGGUCAAAACCCAGUUGAUGGCAAAGAGGAGAAAUCAGGUGCAAAAAAGAAGAGAGGAAGAGAAGAUGGGACAUACAACAUAUCAGAAAUUAUGUCCAAAGAGGAAAUAUUAUCAGUGGCAAAAAAAAGUAAAGUGGAAAAUCAGGAUGAAAGCUCUGCUGAAAACGUGCAUCCAGAAGACCUGCAGAAAAAUGGAGACUCAAACAGUGUCAUCAAGGACAGGUUGUGUCAAGCUGUACGACACAGUGCCAAGCACUUUCUUGAUCCAGUGCGAAAAUUUAACGGACAACCAGUGCCUUUUCAGCAGCCAAAGAUUUUUACUGGUGGUGUAAUGAGGUGGUACCAAGUGGAAGGCAUGGAGUGGCUAAGGAUGCUUUGGGAAAAUGGUAUUAAUGGCAUUUUAGCUGAUGAAAUGGGGCUGGGGAAGACAAUCCAGUGUAUUGCAACAAUAGCACUGAUGGUGGAGCGAGGGGUCCCUGGUCCAUUCUUAGUAUGUGGUCCUUUGUCUACUCUUCCAAACUGGAUGUCUGAAUUCAAGAGAUUUACCCCAGAGAUUCCACUAAUGCUCUAUCAUGGAACUCAGCAGGAGCGUCGCAAACUGGUUCGUAAAAUACGCGGAAGACAAGGAUCACUGCAAAUCUAUCCUGUGGUCAUCACUUCCUUUGAAAUAGCAAUGCGAGACAGAGCUGCCCUGCAGAACUGCUACUGGAAGUACCUCAUAGUAGAUGAAGGUCACAGGAUUAAAAAUAUGAACUGCCGCCUUAUCAGAGAAUUGAAACGAUUUAACGCAGACAAUAAACUCCUGUUGACUGGCACCCCCCUGCAAAACAACUUGGCAGAGCUUUGGUCAUUGCUUAACUUCCUAUUGCCUGAUGUUUUUGAUGAUUUGAAAAGCUUUGAAUCCUGGUUUGAUAUUACCAGCAUUACAGAAACUGCUGAAGAUAUUAUUGCUAAAGAAAGGGAGCAAAACAUCUUGCAUAUGCUGCAUCAGAUUCUGACACCCUUCUUACUGAGAAGGCUGAAAUCAGAUGUUGCUCUUGAGGUGCCUCCUAAACGAGAAGUUGUGGUGUAUGCGCCGCUGUCAAAGAAGCAGGAAACUUUCUAUACUGCCAUUGUCAAUCGCACCAUUAGGAAACUCUUUGGAAAUAAUGAGGAAGAAGUAGUUGAGUUGAGCUCUACAGGCCGACCAAAACGCCGUAGUCGGAAAGUGGUUGAUUAUUGUGAAGAUCAUAAUGGUUCACCUGAUGACUUGGAAAAAUUAAUUAGCAGAAUGCAAGAGGAAGUAGAAAAAGAGAGGCCAGUGGUAGAAGUGAGCAUUCCCAUGGAUUCCGAGGUGAACCUUAAACUGCAGAAUAUUAUGAUGUUAUUGAGGAAGUGUUGUAAUCACCCCUAUCUUAUUGAGUAUCCUUUGGAUCCUGCGACACAACAAUUCAAGGUUGAUGAAGAUCUAGUAAAGAAUUCAGGCAAGUUUCUCCUCUUGGACCGAAUGCUUCCAGAACUUAAAAAGAGAGGACAUAAGGUCUUGUUGUUCUCACAAAUGACUAUGAUGCUUGACAUUUUGAUGGAUUACUGUUACCUGAGAAACUUCAAAUUCAGUCGAUUGGAUGGCUCUAUGUCAUACUCUCAGAGAGAAGAAAAUAUGCAUCAAUUUAAUACUGACCCUGAAGUCUUCCUGUUCUUAGUGAGUACAAGAGCUGGAGGCCUGGGCAUUAACUUAACUGCGGCAGACACAGUUAUCAUAUAUGACAGUGACUGGAACCCCCAGUCAGACUUGCAGGCCCAAGACAGGUGUCACAGAAUUGGUCAGACGAAGCCAGUCGUUGUUUAUCGUCUUGUGACAGCAAAUACUAUUGACCAGACGAUUGUGGAGAGAGCUGCUGCCAAGAGGAAGCUGGAGAAGCUCAUUAUCCAUAAAAAUCAGUUUAAAGGUGGCAAAUCUGGCCUAGCACAGUCAAAAAGCUGCCUGGACCCUCAGGAAUUGCUAGAAUUACUGAAAUCCAGAGACUAUGAGAGGGAGGUUAAAGGAUCUAAAGAGAAAGUAAUCAGUGAUAAAGAUCUAGAGUUACUUUUGGAUAGAAGUGAUCUUAUUGAUCAAAUGAAGGCCUCUGAAAAAAUGAAAAAGGAAAAAAUGGGUGUCUUCAAAGUCCUAGAAGAGUCAUCAGAGUCCAAUGCAGAAUACUGCAGAUGCCAACUGUUUAACUCCCGAGGAAUCUGGAAAGUCAGACUACAGUGAACACUGAAGUUGUCAAAUAUUUUGCCCUACAUCAUAAAAGAUAAAUACGUUCCUUUUCUCAGCCAGCCACAGCAGAGAGUGAUCAAAGUCUUCAAGUAACAAAUGUGAACUUCCUCACCUAACCCAUUCCCAUGUAAUAAAUUGGAUCAACUCUGGUAUACACACUAGAAACCUACACUUCCAGACUACUCCACAAAUCUUUUGUAGUCCCCGAGUCCUGUGCCAAGCCCCUGCAGUGUUCCCAGCUGGGCUGCCAGCCUGGCUGCAGGAGCUCGGGCUGGUGACAGCCCAUGGCCCUGCACAAAGCAGGGCUUGUCACCCGUUUGCAGGGUGGCGCUGGGUGGGAGGGCAGGGAAAUGCCAGGCAGGGCCAGGCUCUAACGCCCUUGCCCCCAAAAUCAUGAGCUUUUCUGUAAUAAGUUCUGUUUUGCUGACAGACAUUUGUGUGCAAAAUAAUGUAGUGACUUUGUAGGCAGUGGAGGGCUCAGCCCAGGCUCCAGGGCCGGGACACAGAGCUGCAGAUGGCCUCAGCAGCCAGCAUUUUCCUGGGGGAGCCCUGAGCCCCCAGCCUGCUGAGAAAGCAGGUGGUGUGGAGCAGCCACAGUCCCACUGCCAGACAGGAGACCUGGUCCACAAUACAGCCAGAGCAGUUUUUGUCUUUAGGGUCACUCCUUCACCCCUGCAGGUCUGCUUCCCACCACUGCACCUGCUUAUUGUGCUGUCCCUCCUGCCAACACUGCAGCACAGAGAGCCUUUCCCUAUGGAAGUGUGCUGUGGAGAGGUGAGAAUUAACCCUCCUAAGCAGUAGUGAGGGGAGACAUCAUCCCAGCAGGAAAAAAAUCCCUCCACUCUCACCUUGGAAAAGAGCUACUUGUGUUACUGGAGUUUGGGGAGGUCUGUGCUGAUGUGUGCCAGCGGCCCAGAGAAGCCAGGCUUUUCCCAGGGAUGAUCCAAACAAAGUUGGCUGGUGGAGCUAUGGCAGCCUUGCUUGCUUGCCUCUGCCCAUAGAAGGAGCCUGAAGAGGCUGAACUAAAUUUAGCUGGGUUAGUGAACUAGUCCCCUGCCCAACCUGCCCAAAAGCUGCACUGUUUAUCUGAACAGCAGGAGGCUUAUAGGCUUGGUGUCAGGUCAGCUUUACCUCAGAUGAGGAUUGGGUUUGGGGUUGUGGUUUGAGCUUGGCUGUUUUGGUUUAUUAGCUUUUUGUUGUUUGGGUUUUUUUGGGUUUUUUUUUUUGUUUUUUUUUUUUUUUUUAAUA